Messenger RNA from Apodemus sylvaticus (European woodmouse), 1935 nucleotides. It is a transcript of the gene Rpl22, whose product is annotated as ribosomal protein L22. Gene Ontology annotation, biological process: cytoplasmic translation. Gene Ontology annotation, molecular function: RNA binding; structural constituent of ribosome. The transcript has 4 exons. Lineage: Eukaryota; Metazoa; Chordata; Mammalia; Rodentia; Muridae. The coding region runs from base 91 to 477 and encodes 128 amino acids. The record is from RefSeq and is a predicted model, not a curated record. Gene Ontology annotation, cellular component: ribosome.
AAGUUGCCUGGCUUCUUCCGUGCACUGUGUGCUGCGGGCUCUUCGCGCCUGCGUAGUGGGCCCCCCUCCCUUUCUGUCUCCUCUGCCGCCAUGGCGCCUGUGAAAAAGCUUGUGGCGAAAGGGGGCAAAAAAAAGAAGCAGGUUUUGAAGUUCACCCUCGAUUGUACUCACCCUGUAGAAGAUGGAAUCAUGGAUGCUGCCAAUUUUGAGCAGUUCCUCCAGGAGAGAAUCAAGGUGAAUGGCAAAGCUGGCAAUCUCGGCGGAGGGGUCGUCACCAUCGAGCGCAGCAAGAGUAAGAUCACUGUCACUUCCGAGGUGCCUUUCUCCAAAAGGUAUUUGAAAUAUCUCACCAAAAAGUAUCUGAAGAAGAACAACCUCCGAGACUGGCUGCGCGUUGUGGCCAACAGCAAGGAGAGCUACGAGCUGCGCUACUUCCAGAUCAACCAGGAUGAGGAGGAGGACGACGAUGAGGAUUAGCGCAUUGGGCUGCAAUGUUUUGUAUUAAUUCAUAAAUAAAAUUUAGGAACAAAACCCGGUGGUUUAUCCUUGCAUCUCUGCAGUGUGGACUGGACAGGAGGCUGGAGAAGACGGGACGGGCAGCCGCUCACUUGUAUAUAGACACUUCCUGCUCAGUUCUCCAGUAGCAGUGCCCAAACCGCAGACCCAGGCUGAGGGGCCGCAUCUGACGAGAGGCUGGGUGGGGACACCGGCCAGCCCAAGCCUUAGAGAGAGAGAGAGCCUGGUGGUCGGUUAUGUCUGGUGCCUGUCUCAAAAGGCUCAAGUUACAGUGUGGUGCUCCUCAGUAGAAGCAAACAGGUGAUUUCUUUAUGUGUGUGUGUGUGUGGUCUUUUUUCUUUUUUCUUUUUUUUUUUUUCCUCCUUUUUUUCUGGGACAAUGGCAUGGCAUCUAAUAAGACAGGUUUCAGAGACUUUUGUCUCCAGGUCUGAAUACAAGUUGCUCCCAGUUAUGUGUACUAACCUCCUUCCUUCCUGUUGAAGUAAGAAGGGGUCUUUCGGUAUCACGCUGCAUGUUCUGCCCUUGAUAAAGGAUCUGUGAGUACGCUGGGCCUCCGUGCUUUUAGGAGGCUCCAUAGGGUAUCUGAGCCAGAGGGCAACGGGGAAAUCAAACAAAUUCAAACAAAGCCGGGGCCUGGUGCGAGUCUCUGCCUUCAGCAGAGGGCGAGGAGGACAGCUCCCAGAUGUUCCCAGUAGGGGGAGCCCGUCCAAGCCUAGGGCACAGGAGGCUUGCAGGGAGGGGGGCUCCAGCACUGGUGGGGGAGGGGGCUUUUGACAGGAAGGUGGGGAAAUUUCUGUCACAACUGGACUUUGAUAGGAGUCUUAGACGGGGUCGCAGCCCAGGGGUAGAGCUCUCGCCUAAGGUGCUCCAUCACUGGCUGGGUGUACCCACAGGGUACCAGCCCCGUGGGGUACUCUUGCCACUGUGUGACUGGGGAACAGGCAGGCAGGAAGAAUCUGAAAGGCGGGAAAGAUCUUUAUCAAGGGUUACCUUGGGAGAGUUCCCCACAGCGUAGGGUGCUCCUCUUGUCAAAAGCUGCAGCUGCAUCUGCUAGCUUUCUAAUAACAGUAUGCAGUGCCUAAAGGGCUCGCCUGCAGCUGCUGGCCGUGCUUGAGGCCUGGACCUCAAGUGUCCAAGGAAACACUGGGAUCGAGCUUAACCUGUUGAGGCUUUGCAAUCCCCCUGUGGCAAAGGCUCUGGUGUUUUCUAUUUCUAUGCAAAUUUCUUGAAGCUGAACUGUUAGAGUCUUUCUCCUCUGUCAUUGGAGUAGGAGGAGACAUUUCCUUCCAACUUCAGGUGCAGGCCCUCGCCCCUUGCUGCCAUUAGUGGUCUGAAGUUUGUGACUUGGGUUUACAGAUCUCAUUUGUUAUGCUGGUGGGCCAUGUGGUUCGGUUCGGCUGUUAAAAAAAAAAAACAAAA